This is a messenger RNA of Aspergillus mulundensis, 1512 nucleotides long. RefSeq names its product cytochrome P450. The record is from RefSeq and is a predicted model, not a curated record. Bases 1 to 1512 code for a protein of 503 amino acids. Gene Ontology annotation, molecular function: iron ion binding; heme binding; monooxygenase activity. NCBI's taxonomy places the organism in Eukaryota, Fungi, Ascomycota, Eurotiomycetes, Eurotiales, Aspergillaceae. The transcript is spliced from 5 exons.
AUGGCUCUCCGAGACAUAACGAGUCUUAGUCUUGAACGCCCUUGGACUCUCAUCGUAGUCCCAAUAAUCUUGGUGAUAUUCGUCGCCAUCAAAAGACGCUACCUCAGCCCCCUAGCCUCCAUCCCCGGCCCGCCCCUCGCCUCGCUCACAACCCUGUGGAAGAUAAACGAGAUAAUAAAAGGACACACCGAGGAAACAAUGCUGCAUCUACACCAGAAGCACGGCCCCUUCGUCCGCAUCGCCCCCAACGAAAUCAGCAUCGGACGCCCCUCCGCCAUUCCAGCCCUCCUGCACACCAAACUCCCCAAGGGAUCCUGGUACGAGGUCUUCAGUAUCCCGGACCACCGCUUCGUGAGCCAAAUGAGCGAGACGGAUCCGGGUAGACACGUAGCGAAAGGGAAGAAUGUGGCGGGUGGGUAUGCGCUGAGUAACAUCAUCAAGAGCGAGAAGUACGUCGACGAGAUCAUCGCCACGCUGAAGGCGCAGCUUGAUGCUGCUGUGACGGAAAGAAAAGAGGUGGGUUUAGACAGGUGGUUCAACUUCUUCGCCUUCGACGUCGUGGGCGAAGUCACAUUUUCGCAGUCGUUCGGGUUCACGAAGGCCGGAAGGGAUAUCGGGAGUGCGAUUGGCAACGCGCGGAAGUUAGCGCUGUAUGUCUCGAUUAUGGGGCAUUAUGUGUGGAUUCACCAUCUCACGCUGGGGAAUCCGGUAUUGAGUCGGCUGGGCUUGAUACCGGCGUCUCAUCUGUUCGAUACGUGCGUUUCUGCUAUAGACGCCCGCAAAAGGAACCCCGAUGCAAGAGACGAUAUGAUGGCGCGGUGGCUGCAUGUGCGGAAUACGCACCCUGAGCGGAUGAGCGAGAACGAGGUUUUUGCGGCGGCGGCGGCGAAUGUUGGGGCUGGGGCGGAGACGGUGAGUGCGAGUCUGCAGGCUUUGGUUUAUUAUCUUCUCAAGACGGAGAGUAGGGGUUUUUUGCGGACGUUGCAGGGGGAACUUGAUGGUGCGCAGGCGGAGGGGAAGUUAUCGGGUGUUGUGCAGUAUGGCGAGGCGAUGGGGUUGGCGUAUUUGCAGGCUUGCAUCAAAGAGGCGUACCGGUACCACGCAUCCAUCGGGACGAAUCUCCCGCGCGUUGUGCCGAAGGGCGGACUUACCAUCGAAGGACAGUAUUUUGAGGAAGGGACCAUCCUAAGCGUGAACCUCUGGGUCAUCCACCGCAACCCCGACAUCUUCGGGCCGGAUGCUAACGACUUCAAUCCGGAGCGUUGGCUGACAGAGGACAAAGAGCGCGCUGCGAAGAUGGAGUACUAUCUCGUCCAUUGGGGAGCCGGAUACAACCAAUGUCCCGGCCGGAACCUGGCGCACUUCGAGAUUAGCAAGCUUGCUGCGACCCUGCUACGGGAUUAUGAAUUUGAAAUGGUUGAUCCGGAGAAGGAGUGGACGUUCAGCAACCACUUUAUUACGACGCCGUGGGGGUGGCCUUGUUGGGUGAGGAGGCGGAGGUUGGAUGAGUAG